CAAAGGUAGAUCUAAUUUCGUUGGAUCCCUUAAAAGUAAUCAAAGUUCUUAUUUGUGCCUUUUAUUGGUAUAAUUCGGACAAUAUAGCCAAUGUUACUUGGAAAAUCAAAAGAUGUUAUUAGUUAUUAGUUUAUAAUCAAUUCUUCAUUUCUGGAAAUGGAUCCAAUAUUGAAUAUAUUUUAGGUGCCUACCAAUUUUGACUGGGAUCCGUAUAUUCGUGUUGUUUGUUUUUGUUCAGAGUACCUUCUCGAAAAUGCUCAAAUUGAAGGGUUAUUAUAUUGACAAGGUCAACCCUAGAGGAAGUUCUCAAGUUAAUUGCAAAUCAAAUUCAAAAGCUAGUGAACGUCAGGAAAUUCUCCAAUUACCAGUUGAAAUCUGGAGAAUAAUAUUUAAUUUUUUAUCCCCGUUUGAUCUUUGUCGAUGCGUAUGCGUUUGCAAACAAUGGAACACUAUUAUAUACAGCUUAGAUAUCACAACGUGGCGACGACUAUUUCUUUCUUCUCACGAAUGGCGCCAUCCCCAUUGGCCAUGCGAAGAAGCCGAACCGACGAAGCCCUGGAGAAUUCUGUACCGAGAAAAUUUCCUUAUAUCAAAAAUGUGGUGCCAAAAAUCUAUGCAAAGUGUCUCUUGUCUGCAUGUAUUUAAACGAAGGCGAGAACGAAAGAUAAUUAAUGUUGGUUCUGGAUUUGAACAUGAAACCCUUCGCAGUGCUUUAAAUGUAGCUUGUGAAUAUGAUAGAAUAACUUUACAUCCCGGUGUCUACGACGAACAAUUCGAAAUGUCUUCAAAACUUCCUUUAGAAUUAGUUGGUUGUGGGCCUCUUGGUUCAGUAGUGAUCGUUGUUUGUAUAGAACAAAAUGCUCUUACUGGUCGAUUAUGUAAUUUGGUUCUCCGAGCCCCAUGGUUCACAGGGUAUAUGCUGAAGAUAAGCUUGGGGCAUUUACAAGUAGAUAAUUGUCGAUUUGAGGACGGCCAGAUUCUAGUUCAAAAUCCAGGUAGCUGCCUCAUAAGGUACACAGAAUUUGUUAGAGCCCACUUAGCAUUACAUCACGUUAGCGUAAGCGUAAUUGAAAAUUGCUAUUUUUCAACCGAUAAUACUGCAAUACAGAUACAAGGUCCGCCAAAGGAACAUAAUGGUAAUUGGACAUAUUACAAUUUAAUUCGACACAGCUACUCUAAACAAUGUCGAAGGGAUGAUGGAGAGGAUACCGUUUCAAAUUAUGCUGUCCCUUCCAGCUACAGUUGCAUCCAACUUGGAAAAGCUCAAAAUGAAACAGUCAAUAGUAACGUUCCAAAUAAAUCUGCGGCUGAAUUCUGUAUUGGUGGUGCGAGUGCCGCAGCUGCAAGUUGUUUUGUCGGCUCCUAUAUUGAUUGGGAGUCGGUCUUAGAUUCUGAUUCUGAUCAUAGUUACUCCACAGAUACAGAGUUUGAUAACCAAGUUCCAGCCAGUAAUACUUACGAUAAAAAGCAACAAAAUAGCUCAACUGUACCACACUCUGAAUUAUUUACCAGCGACGUCUCGUCAACCAUAGAUUCAUGCGUAACUGUUAAGUAUGGAAAAUUGGGUUGUCAAGUAGAUUUGUCUAAUCUUUUAAGAGGAGAAAGUAAACUUUAUAGCGCCAUUAAGCAUACUAUUGGUCCUGUCAUUCGCUACUGCCUAAUUGAGAAAGGUCAAGGUGGUAUAAGUGUAACAGUUAGUGCUCAAGCGCAUUUAUGGUAUAAUCGUCUCUUGAAUUUAACCUUUGGUGUUCGAUGUUUGCAAAAUUCUAAGGUUGUAAUACUUGGAAAUGAGAUUAAAAACUGCAGGUCUUCCGGAAUUUUUAUGAGACUUCAUGCUAAUGGUAUAAUUGCAGGCAAUGACAUUAGUGAAAUGUCUGAAGCUGGAAUCGAUAUAAGAAAGAAUGCUGAUCCUUUGAUAAUAUCAAACAAAAUACACGGAGGAAAGCGAUCCGGUAUUGUUGUUCUUGGAAACGGUCGAGGGACAAUAAAGUCAAAUGAUAUAUACGAUAACAAAGAGGCAGCCGUUUAUAUAUUGUUUAAAGGAAAUCCAUAUGUGAUCGAGAAUAAAAUAUACAAUGGAUCAGCUAAUGGGAUAGCUGUUAGUGAAGAUGGAAGAGACAAUUUAAUUAGCAACAACCGAUGGAAUGGAAUCGAUAUACGAAGCGGCGGAGAACCAAGAAUAGUAUCCAAUCUUAUAUGUUCUAGUUAUUGUCACGGACUUGUAAUUGGACAUAAAUCAGUCGCAUCUGUAGAAAACAACAUUAUAUCUUUUCCAUCUUUCUCUUUUACAUUGUAUAUUAUUUUUAUAGCAAAUUACGGAAGCGGGAUAGUAGUUUGUGGCGGACUACCACAUAUACAAGGCAAUCAAAUUUACAGUAAUAGGGAAUACGGCAUUGUAUAUAUGCAAUCAAGCAGGAUUGAAAAUGAACCGUCAGUCUCAUCAGCGGAUGACAGCAGUGAUUCUAGUAGUGAUUCCGAUCGAGCACACUCGCACUCCGAACGAACUAAAAGAUGGCCAGAUAAAUCUGAUUUUCAUGUAUCAUCGGCGAAUGUUCAAUAUAACACAUUCUCUUUCAAUCAUCAAGGAGGAAUUCGAAUAGAAUGUGCCUAUCAAAUACGACUAACGGCCAAUACAAUACACGCUAAUAGAGGAACUGGAGUUGUUUUUAUGCAGCCAUCAUCCGUUUUAUUACAGACUACUUCAAUAACCUGCAAUGCUGGAAGUGGGAUCUGCGUUCAACGAGGAGCAAAGGCUGAUAUAUCCGGUUGUGGGAUAUAUGAUAAUUGCGGUCAUGGGGUUGAUAUAAGUGGACAAGUUCAUUUAACAGAAAGCGAUGUUUUUAAUAAUCAAAUUCAUGCUGUUUUCUUAAAUGAAACUUCUGAGGCCAUGAUCGAAGAUAAUCGUCUUCACGCCACACAUGAUUACAGUCUGGGCAUGCGAGAUGGUGCCAAUGGAUCUGUGAAAUAUAAUCAAGUUUAUAAGGGCAAAUACGAAGAACUCUGCACUCUUCCAAGUAACGGCGUUCGCAUUUCAUUCUCUAACAAUUGCAGCAAUCGAAAAGUUUUCGUCGAAAGAGGUUUAGAGUCUUAUCUAGACGACCCUCCACCACGACCUCACAUACACUUACCGAAGAGUAUAAAUCCGGUUACGCCUGCUCGGUAUAAAACUUCUUGCAGCUUAGUGAAACCUAUUAGCGGCAAUGGUCAGUUUACCGGAACAUACGGGAGUAUGGUUUGUCAAAUCCUCUGA
Molecule: messenger RNA, 3250 nt
Organism: Dimorphilus gyrociliatus
Lineage: Eukaryota; Metazoa; Annelida; Polychaeta; Dinophilidae
Source: the annotation of a GenBank genome assembly